UCCUACUGUAGUAUUGAUUAUAUUAUAUUUCGGUGUGUAUGACACAUUACAGCUAGCACUAUCAGGUCAAACGAACGAUUACAAUGAACGAGUUACUCAGAAAAUUGAAUCACGAAUCUCGAGUCAGUAAAAAGAACGAAUCGGUCGCUAACAGCAUGUCAAUAGUGCGCAGCCUGACAAAAUCGCUAAUGUAGAAUACCAUAUGUCCUUCCUCGGACACCGUAACUGCAGUGUGUGUUAUUAUUUCUUGACACGUGUUGUAAGCGAUUAAUCAGCGACAGUUAAUAUUUAUUUUCAGAAACCAGCAACACACCACGCAAAGUUUGUGUUACGUGUAGGUGGUUGUCAUCUUCCAGCAAGUUUGAAGCCAUGAGUGACAGCGACGACGAUAUCCCUCAGCUGUCCGCGGCCACCCUUGCUGCCCUGCAGGAGUUUUACAGAGAGGAGAGAGACGGGCUUGUGCAGAGCACAGCGCCGGUGGACAAGUACUCGGUGGGGGCGGUGGAAGAGGACUGGCGUAUGAGCCAAUUCUGGUACAGCGAUGAGACAGCAACACGGCUAGUUGAAGAGGUUAUUCAGGAAGCUGGGAAAGGUGGCAGGAUAGCCUGUCUGAGCGCACCCAGUGUGUACCAGAAGCUGAAGCAGGGGGUGGUGGAGGGCUCUGACGGUGUGUCGGCUGUGGUUCUAGAGUAUGACCGCCGUUUCGCCACCUACGGCCAAGAGUUCAUUUUCUAUGACUACAACGAGCCUCUUGCUCUCCCAGAGGAUGUGGCCCCACAGAGUUUCGACGUUGUCCUAGCUGACCCCCCCUACCUGUCUGAGGAGUGCCUCAAUAAGGUUGCCCAGACUGUGAAGUACCUGGCCAAGGGCAAGGUGCUGCUCUGCACAGGAGCCAUCAUGGAGGAGCAUGCAGAGAAGUUGAUGGGUCUGAAGAUAUGCAGCUUCCUGCCCAAACACAACAAAAACCUGGCCAACGAGUUCCGCUGUUUCACUAACUACCCCUCAAACCUCAUGUCCUGAGGCAAUCCAACCCUUCAUGUAUGGCUUUAUUGACUUUUGAUCUCCGACGUCCAUCAAUGCCUCAGUUCUGACUUGACCGAUGUCUGUGAUAGUCGCAAGGAAGGCUCAUCUUGUUGGGCAAUUUCCAUUGCCUGUCCUUUUAGACAAGGUAUCAUUUUGGGGACUAAUGGUAUCAGACUCUGGAGAUUGUUUUUAAAAUGAUUUCUUAUCCCAUAACAUAAUUAUGAAGUGAAUAAUGGUAUUCAUAUGACUUCAGUGUAAAUAAUAUUUCAUAUACACAGCAAAUAAAUAUGUCUAUACUGUUGUAAAAAUC
Oncorhynchus gorbuscha (pink salmon) is the source of this 1333-nucleotide messenger RNA. RefSeq names its product EEF1A lysine methyltransferase 1 (gene eef1akmt1). The transcript is spliced from 5 exons. NCBI's taxonomy places the organism in Eukaryota, Metazoa, Chordata, Actinopteri, Salmoniformes, Salmonidae. Bases 370 to 1020 code for a protein of 216 amino acids. Gene Ontology annotation, biological process: methylation. The record is from RefSeq and is a predicted model, not a curated record. Gene Ontology annotation, molecular function: protein-lysine N-methyltransferase activity; nucleic acid binding.